ACACAGUUUUUUACUCUAUACAGAAAUAAGCUUAGAAAUGCCUUUGCUGUUUAGUUUUCUCUGGAUCUCGUUAGUAUCCUUGCUUACUGCAAAUCCUGACAUUUCCGUACCGCAGGAUCGCAUACUCGGUGGCCACGAUACGGAAAUCGAUGAAGCUCCCUGGCAGGUGUCCUUGCAAAAGAAUGGUAUACAUAACUGCGGUGGAUCCAUCUACAGUCAAACAAUUAUUAUAACCGCUGCGCACUGUGUUCACGGUUUGAAGACAGGAACACUCUCGAUACGAGCGGGAUCCUCGAAACACAAUUCCGGAGGGAUUGUGGUCAAAGUCGCUGCAUUUAAAUAUCACGAGAGAUACGACAGUGUGACAAUCCACAACGAUGUGGCCGUAAUUCUAUUAAAGGAUCCUCUCGCUUUGAGUCCAUAUAUCCAAUCCAUUCCUCUGGCUAAAACGGAUCCAGCCGAAGGAUCUCAGGCCCUAUCAACUGGCUGGGGUUCCACCGGCCUGUUUUCUCCGAUACAUCUUCAGGGCGUGGACCUUAAGAUCGAGAGCAAGAGUUUUUGUAGAUUGAAGUAUCCCUUUAGGGUCUAUAAAACUGACAUCUGUGCAGGACACCUUGGCAAGGCCGUGUGUAGGGGGGAUUCUGGUGGACCCCUCGUAGUAAACGGCAAGUUGGUGGGAAUCGUUUCCAGAAGCGGUAACAUAUUAUGUCUGGCUAGUGGACUUUAUGUCAGUGUUGCCCAUUACCGAAAGUGGAUUUUGAGGACAAUUGAAUCUUUUUAAAAAUUUCACCUUUUUACUAUAAAUAUUUGUAAAAUCACCAAGUAUGGCAAUAAUCGAACUGUAUACUUCUAAUAACCAACUAAGGAUCCUUAUUAACCUAUUAGUUUAAUAAUCAAUCUUUAGUCAUAAAUGACCUUAACUUCCAUUUAAAUAAAUAACAUUUUGAGCAUA
Drosophila serrata is the source of this 952-nucleotide messenger RNA. Its product is annotated as trypsin delta. Gene Ontology annotation, biological process: proteolysis. NCBI's taxonomy places the organism in Eukaryota, Metazoa, Arthropoda, Insecta, Diptera, Drosophilidae. The record is from RefSeq and is a predicted model, not a curated record. Gene Ontology annotation, molecular function: serine-type endopeptidase activity.